AUGACUAGACUUAGCGGAAAAGUCGCUAUUGUAACAGGCGGAGGGUCGGGAUUUGGUGCUGGCAUUGUCGCCAAGUUCGUAUCAGAAGGGUGUAAAGUGGUCGUGAUGGAUAUUGACAAGAGCCUGGCGUCUCAAGCUGCUGCAAAAGCACCCUCGGGAAGCGCUGUGGCGAUCAGAGGAGAUGUUUCGCAGAGCGAAGACUGGGUUGUUGCCUUGGAUACUGCCCUGGUCAACUUCGGCAGCCUUGACAUUGUGGUUAAUAACGCCGGGGUAUUGCACGUGGCACAGCCCUCCAUCGACAUGGAUGAGCACGAAUACGAUCGUGUUAUGAGAGUCAACGUCAAGCAACUUCUCUGGAGUACCAAAGUGGUAGUGCCAUACUUGAUCAAAAAUGGAAAGUCAGGAGCUUUCGUCAACGUAUCAAGUAUGAGUGGAGUGCGGCCAAGGCCGAACCUGGUAUGGAAACCUCUCUUCUUAGGGCAUGAUGAUAGUCUGGAAGCGUGGGGAAAAAUGAUGAGUUCGAUUCCGCUUGGUCGUUUGUGUCAACCUCAUGACGUUGCCGAUGCGGCUUGCUUUCUAGUAAGCGAUGAAGCAUCUUUUCUCACUGGUGUCUGUUUGGAAGUAGACGGGGGUCGAGGAAUCUAA
Molecule: messenger RNA, 645 nt
Organism: Fusarium oxysporum Fo47
Lineage: Eukaryota; Fungi; Ascomycota; Sordariomycetes; Hypocreales; Nectriaceae
Exons: 2
Coding region: 1-645 (214 amino acids)
Source: RefSeq, a predicted model, not a curated record